This is a messenger RNA of Coccidioides immitis RS, 384 nucleotides long. RefSeq lists its product as uncharacterized. The record is from RefSeq and is a predicted model, not a curated record. Lineage: Eukaryota; Fungi; Ascomycota; Eurotiomycetes; Onygenales; Onygenaceae. The transcript is spliced from 3 exons. Bases 1 to 384 code for a protein of 127 amino acids.
AUGGCAGCGUCAAUGGUCAUUCCAGAAAUAGGAUCUGAAUGUCCUAUGCUCAAACUCAAAAUCUAUACUCUAGUUUUCCUGUCAGGAAGGGAGAGCGGAACAGUGAAAAGCCAGCGGUCGCCGGCUAGACGAAAAACGGUAGCUGAACAAGUUAUCCUUCCACAACACGGCAAUCGUAUUUGCACUUUGCUUGAUUCGAAUGUUGUAAGGCUUAUUCUCUCUGUUGCUAUGGCCGUGCCGAGUCCAUAUUUUUCGUGGGCACCGGCACUAUCCAUCAGCGACCAAAUAUGCGAAGAAGGGGGUGGAGAAGGCAUCAUUGGCGACACCGAGAGACUAUACACUCGUAAUAUCUUCGCACAAAACGGGGAUGACGCUCAGCUUUAA